UUCAAGUCUGACUACUCGAAGUCGUACGAGUCCGAGGCUGUCGAGGCCAAGCGCCUGGCUGCUUUCGAGGCCAACCUUGAGUUCAUCAACAAGCACAACGCCGAGCAUGCCCAGGGUCUGCACUCGUACACCGUUGGUGUCAACGAGUUCGCUGAUCUGACCAUUGACGAGUUCAUGGCCCUGUACGUUCCCUCCAAGUUCAACCGCACCAUGCCCUACAACACCGUCUACCUUCCCGCCACUUCCGAGGACUCUGUCGACUGGCGCACCAAGGGUGCCGUCACCCCCAUCAAGAACCAGGGCCAGUGCGGUUCCUGCUGGUCUUUCUCCACCACCGGUUCCACCGAGGGUGCCCACGCCAUUGCCACCGGUAACCUUGUCUCCCUCUCCGAGCAGCAGCUCGUUGACUGCUCUGGCUCCUUCGGCAACCAGGGCUGCAACGGUGGUCUGAUGGACGAUGCUUUCAAGUACAUUAUCUCCAACAAGGGUCUUGACACCGAGGAGGACUACCCCUACACCGCCCAGGACGGUACCUGCAACAAGGAGAAGGAGGCCAAGCACGCCGCCACCAUCAGCUCUUACAGCGAUGUCCCCAAGAACAACGAGGACCAGCUCGCCGCUGCCGUCGCCAAGGGUCCCGUCUCCGUCGCCAUUGAGGCCGAUCAGUCUGGCUUCCAGCUCUACAAGUCUGGUGUCUUUGACGGCAACUGCGGCACCAACCUCGACCACGGUGUCCUCGUUGUUGGCUACACCGAUGACUACUGGAUUGUCAAGAACUCGUGGGGUACCACCUGGGGUGUUGAGGGUUACAUCAACAUGAAGCGUGGUGUCUCCGCCUCUGGUAUCUGCGGCAUUGCCAUGCAGCCCUCUUACCCCAUUGUC
Monosiga brevicollis MX1 is the source of this 882-nucleotide messenger RNA. RefSeq lists its product as uncharacterized. Gene Ontology annotation, biological process: immune response. Gene Ontology annotation, molecular function: cysteine-type endopeptidase activity. Gene Ontology annotation, cellular component: lysosome. The transcript has a single exon. NCBI's taxonomy places the organism in Eukaryota, Choanoflagellata, Craspedida, Salpingoecidae. The record is from RefSeq and is a predicted model, not a curated record. The annotation marks the transcript as partial.